UAUAACUCUAUAAUAAAUUGUAGUCUAGUUAAGUAAAAAACAUGUCAAAAGAAAUUAGGAGAUCUACAAAAGAAUCGUUGGGCAAAAUAAGCAUUGGAUUACGGCGACGUACGAGUGCCAAGCAAAGAUUGGUCAGGACCUAUCAACCGACAUAUCAGUUGAACCCUCGAAAGCGUUUUAACACAGAGAUCAUCGAGAAGAUUCUACGACGCAUAGUGGACUCAGAAUUGGAAGAAAUAGAGUACAGCGAGAAAGCUAUUCCUGAGUUAUGCGCAAGUUUAGCGGAUAAUAUACGCACAGCAAUUAAAGAAGAGAACUAUGACAGAUAUCGUAUAAUAGUACUAGUGACUAUCGGUCAGCGACGCCAGCAAAGUGUGCACAUGUUCCAUUCAUUCCUCUGGGAUCACGACCGAGAUGCUUUCGCGUCCUACAAUUUUGAGAAUUGCCAGAUCUAUGCUAACGUGGUUGUUUAUGGUGUGUACUUGGACUGAUUAUGAUUGAAUAAAUUGUACGAUGUAA
Molecule: messenger RNA, 519 nt
Organism: Colias croceus (clouded yellow)
Lineage: Eukaryota; Metazoa; Arthropoda; Insecta; Lepidoptera; Pieridae
Product: dynein light chain Tctex-type 5-A-like
Exons: 3
Coding region: 42-491 (149 amino acids)
Biological process (GO): microtubule-based movement
Cellular component (GO): cytoplasm; cytoplasmic dynein complex
Molecular function (GO): dynein intermediate chain binding
Source: RefSeq, a predicted model, not a curated record